GUCUAGCUCAAGCAAUACAGUCAAUUUUGUUUUUACAUAGUCUUACUGCUUCUGAGAUGUUUAAUAUUCUGCUGUUUCUUCUUGGAUUUGUGACUGUGGAAACCAGUAGGAAACAUUUACUCUGUAAUACACCAAAGGUGGAGGUAUUAUAUGAGAUGUGUGAUGACAGUUUUGCACCAGUGGUUAAGAUGGAACCUUGUGAGCUGAACAAAGCUGUGAAUUUUUCUAUGACAAUGAUUCCAAGAAAGAACAUUGACCGCUUGUAUUCUAAAGUGGAAAUCUGGAAGGAAUCUGUGACAGUCUCACAAAAACGCUAUGUGAUGUGUUCUGAAGAAAAUGAUGAAUAUGAUUUUUGCGGUACUUUAAAAGGAGAGACACUGAACGCAUACUACAAUGGUUUCAGUUCUAGGAAGCUGCAGCUUUUAAAGAUGGCAGCAUUCAUCCCUGCAAUAUAUAUCCAAAGCCAGACUGUAUUUUCUGAUGAGAAAUUCGAUGUUCUUGCCCAAAAUGUGUAUCUAUUUAUACAUUCCAGUGCCUGCUUCCUUCUGAACAUUGAUGAGGUAAAGAAUCGUUGGCAGAGAUGCAGGGACCAGUUCCACAAAGAGAUGCACCACCAGGGACGGAGUGGUUCCGGGCCGCCAAAGAAAAGGCCAUGUUCCUCCGCUGAGGUCAUGGAGCUGUGUCCAACGGAGGACAACCUAGAGGAUGAAGGGGAUGAGUCUGCUCCGCUGCUCUCCAGUGCCUGUGAGGAAGACACUCCCUCUGGGGCAGCGCAGGUGGAGAGUGCCCCAGGACCAAGCACGGCACCUUCCAGGCCACCAGCUGUUUCUGGAGGGUAUUCCGCCCCCCUCCUUUGGUUCUACCCAGCCGGCCAUCCCUCCUGCCAAAUCUCAAUCAACACCCAGGUACUUUAUUAUUUAUCGAGAGCCCGGCAGGAGGAUGCGUUUGACUUGUAUGCCCAUAGUCUGGCCUCUUAUUUGCGGUGGCUGCCUCCAGAACGAGUCCUGAGAACCAAAUCGUCUCUUGGAAUCGUUCUGGAUGCAGCCAAUCCCCCCAACGAUCCUAUAGAAAUCUUUGGAGCCCUGGAAAAUUGGCGCCUCCAUGGGAACAUGUUUGGCCCCCAGCCAAUUCCAAUUUCCCAGGGCUCACACCCUCCACCACCACCUCCUCCACAAUUCCACCCUCCAAGGGGUCAUUAUGGGCCACCUACUCUGCCAUAUGGCCCACAUUAUCAUGUGGAGUCUACAUAUUGGCAUGCUGUCCCCACCUCCUCACAAGCUGCCCCAUCACAGUACUUGGGCCCCCCUUCCCAACCAGCCUACCCUGGCCCGCAGUUUCCAGCCCCAACCUCGCCAUCUGGGUGUUAAACCAAUUGGUAAAUUUUUUGUUAUAGAAUGUGUCGGCAGAUAAGAACCAUUUGGCCCAUCUAGUCUGCCCAAUAUACUAAAUACUAUGGAUAGCCCCUGGCCCUAUCUUAUAUGAAGGAUGGCCAUAUGCCUAUCCCAUGCAUGCUUAAACUCCUCCACUGUAUUUGCAGCUACCACUUCUGCAGGAAGGCUAUUCCAUGCAUCACACUAUCACUCAAAGCAACCGCCUCUUAAGUGGUUGCUUUCAGUGAUAGUGUUUUGUCAUAGCAACUAUCCUUGAGGUAUAUAUUUUUCAGUGAAUUUCUAUUCCAUGCAUCCACUGCUCUCUCAGUAAAGUAAUACUUCUGAUAUUACUUUUAAACCUUUG
Messenger RNA from Bufo gargarizans (Asiatic toad), 1734 nucleotides. RefSeq names its product lymphocyte antigen 96 (gene LY96). The coding region runs from base 57 to 1367 and encodes 436 amino acids. Gene Ontology annotation, biological process: detection of lipopolysaccharide; innate immune response; positive regulation of lipopolysaccharide-mediated signaling pathway. The record is from RefSeq and is a predicted model, not a curated record. Gene Ontology annotation, cellular component: lipopolysaccharide receptor complex. The transcript has 7 exons. Gene Ontology annotation, molecular function: lipopolysaccharide immune receptor activity; lipopolysaccharide binding; Toll-like receptor 4 binding. Lineage: Eukaryota; Metazoa; Chordata; Amphibia; Anura; Bufonidae.